AGCCCAGGCCGUCACGUGGUGCCAACGAGUCGCCAGGCGCCAAAUUCAAACCGGGAAACGAUCUCUUCUGCGAACAGCAGCCGAGUCCGGAAGUGCCGGAGUUGCCGCUUCCCUCCUUACGUGCUGUCCGGCUGGGGAGUUGGAUUUGUUCUUGUCCCUUUCAAUGGAGAGUGACUGUAUAGACCAAUAAUGAGGACCAGCCCUUGCAGGCCCUUAAUUCUCAAAAGACGGAAACUGACCCUUCCACAGAAAGACAUAUCCAGUACUUCAGCAAAAGAUGAGAGCAGUGGUCAGGAUGAAAAGAUUCAUAUGCAGGAGCACAGCCAGGAGGACCGACACAACAGCCAACCCAGAGACAAAAGGAACUGUACCCUGCAGAAAUUCCCAGCAGCAAUAAAGAUAAUUGACCAUCCUACCAUGCCCAACACACAAGUGGUGGCCAUCCCUACGAAUGCUGAUAUCCAGAGCAUCAUAGAGGCACUGACAGCAAAAGGAAAAGAAUGCGGCAACAAUGGGCCAAACAAGUUCAUUCUCAUUAGCAGUGAGGGCACGUCUCGUUCAGCAGGUCCAACACCAUCACAGCAUCUCCCAUCAGAGAAGAAACCCGGUGCAGCAACCAAGGCUGCAGGUGGUCAAGAAAGGGACAACAAUGUUAGACAGACACCUGGUCUUGCAGGAGAGACUAUGCACUGCCAUUCAGGACUUGAUUUGGUGCUUGGACAGGAACAGGAGAGCAACAGCAGUGGCAAGACAAUGAGCUCUGUGUUGGACGAUAGUCUCACUAACAUCCAGUGGCUGGGGAAGAUGAGAUCUGGUGGGCUAAGUCCCUGUUCUGUGAAGGGAGACACAGAGAAAGAGAACCAGAUACCUCUGCGGGAAAAAAUCAAGACUGCAGAAGAUCCUACUGCUGCUGCAAUUCCUACUGCCGCUGCCACCUCCUCCCCCCCAUGGCAGGGUUCAGUGUCGGAGCGACCUCCUUACUCCUACAUGGCCAUGAUCCAGUUUGCCAUCAACAGCACUGAGAAGAAGCGUAUGACUCUGAAGGACAUCUAUACCUGGAUUGAGGAUCAUUUCCCAUAUUUUAAACAUGUGGCUAAGCCAGGUUGGAAGAACUCCAUUCGGCACAACCUGUCCCUUCAUGAUAUGUUUGUCCGUGAGACAUCUGCUAGUGGUAAAAUCUCUUUCUGGACUAUUCACCCUGAUGCAAACCGUUGCCUGACGUUGGACCAGGUAUUUAAGCCACUGGACUUGGGGUCACCAACAUCGCCUGAGCACUCUGAAUCAAAGCAAAAGCGACAUCUUCCUGAUCCUCAGAAGACCACGGGAAGCAACAGCAGCAAAGCUGAACCCCAGAAUGCACGACGAAAGAUGAAGCCUUUGCUUCCUCGCAUCAACUCCUACCUGGUUCCAAUCCAGUUUCCUUUGAGUCAGCCUCUUGUCUUGCAGCCUUCUAUGAAGGUUCCUCUACCCAUGGCACAGGGAGCAUUCCUCAACAGCUCAGAGACUUUCCGGAGCAAUAAGCGUGUGCGCAUUGCUCCAAAGACGUCACUCUCUGCAGAAGAGCCAUCCUCUUUACCCAUGGCUGCUAUCAAGGAGGAGAGUCAAUGUGAUGAACGUUCAUUUUCCCCAACACAUUCCCUAAAGGAGACAAGCUGCCAGCCUGGUGAGGAAUCAGCUUCUUUCCCUGAGAACAUCUGUAUAAAGGAGGAAGAAAGCUCUCAACUGGAUGACUGUCUGUCCCCAUUUGCCUCAACCCUAACAGUAAAGGAAGAGCGAGGCUUGUUCCUCCCAGUCUCAUCCACAAAAGAGAAGAAACAAUUCACCGUACUGAAGUCACCAUCUAAUGGUGACACGUUAGUUAUAAAGAGGCGUGAAAGGCUGGAAGUGGGAAGAUCCAGAAGGAAACAGCGCCUAGCACUGCCUUGCUCAGAAGAGCCUGUCCUUGUUUUGCCAGAAAGCAAUGGCUUUGACCCCUACCAGUUAGGGACAGAGUCCCCUUUCCUUCAGGAAUGCCAGCCUCUUGAGAAUGUGUCACAGCUUAGUUGCUCACAGGGGGAAGAGGGGCCCUUUAAAACACCAGUCAAAGAGAUUUUCAGCAAAUUGCCAGUUUCUUCCACUCCCAGCAAAGCCUCAGCAACUACUACCUCCCCACUAGGAGGCCUUGACCCCUGGAAGUCUGCAUUCUUAUCCAAGGGAAGUCAUGAGCUGGACUUCAGUCCAGUGAGAACCCUUCAGUUGCCAUUCACACCCCUCCAGGAGAACCAAGACUUGCUGGACUUCAACAGCACACCGAUUAAAAAUGCCCUCUUUGAGUCCCCUCAGGAACUGCUGAAUACAGAAUCCAGUGACAUAGUGCAUGCCCCCCUCAUGAGCUCUCCAGCUUUCACUCACGAGUCUACUAAGCAGUCAGCUGUUGAACUGCCAGCCAGUGGCUUUACUGAAAACCGGUCACUCAUGGAGGGCCUGAUCCUAGACACCAUGAAUGACAGUCUGAGCAAAAUCCUUCUAGAUAUCAGUUUUCCUGGUCUGGAGGAUGAAAACUUAGGAACAGACAUUAGUUGGUCUCAGCUCAUACCUGAACUGAAGUAAACUGGCCUGAGGACUGAAUUUGGCUUGUUCUGGUAUUACAGAAAGCACUCUUCUGAGAUCUGUUCAUGUAGUCUAAGGGGACUGCUUUUAACUAAUUCCCACAUUCAUGGGAACACAGGGCAUUAUUGACUCCUGCUAAGCUGGGAGACAGGCCCAUUAGCUGCUAUGAGCUGUAUUUAUAAGCUGCAAUAGACUAUUUUAUGUGAAACGGGAUAGAACCUCUUUAACCUUGUGGUAGAGGUGAGGGUGCCUGGAGAGAGGUUAUAAAGAGAAUGUCUAGGCAGGCCCUGAAUGGUAUUUGCUGUUCAACAUAUCAGAUGAAAUGGAUGCACUCCUCAGUUAUGUACAAUAGGAAAGAGCGUAGGAACCUCCUAACUCUGUCCUUACUUCCCUUUACUUCCUUCUCCUAUUACUUAGUAUCUUCUGUAUAGUUUUAAUGGCUGUAAAUACUGUACAUUCCUUAAACUAGCCCUUAAUUAUAAUAAGAUUUUUAUUCUUGUAGGGUUAUGGGAAUAUUUGGGCUGGUAAAACACUUAGAGUGUUUUCCAUAUGUUCCACAUCUCCUGUAAUCUUCUACUCUAGAUAAGAGCCCAAAAAAACUUUUUUCUUUGACUUUUGAAACACACUGAUCUAGACUGUUCUGAAGGUUACUGGGGCAAAGAUCUGAAAAAUCACCUAUAUGUGACUCAAGCUGAAACAGAUUAUCUAGAUUGCAGCAUAAAAUUUUGGCUUGGUUUCCUCUUCCCAGGCUGCGAUCGAGAAGAGCUUGCAUCAAGCUCUAUAACUCUUCUGGUUCCAGAGUCCUAUUAUUAUGUACCUAGAGGACUAGGUAAAGUCACUGUUGCAGUAAGAUGAACUUCUGUUGAAUGGUUAAAGCUGCUACAAUCAUCAGUUGAAAAGGUAAAAAAAGAACCUAUAAAGGCUGAUAUUUCCACUGAAAAGUGACCUCUGGAAACACAAAGUAUAGCUUCUCUUGGUGCAAUAGGACAACUCAUCCAAGUUCUCUAGAAGUCAUGUCAAAAGAGGAGAUUGCUAUGGAACAGACCUGAUCUUUCUGCUUACAGGCAAAUGAUGGUUCAUGCAUCUACAUACUCAAUAAAGCUUCUGUGGGAACACA
Molecule: messenger RNA, 3706 nt
Organism: Columba livia (rock pigeon)
Lineage: Eukaryota; Metazoa; Chordata; Aves; Columbiformes; Columbidae
Gene: FOXM1
Product: forkhead box M1
Exons: 9
Coding region: 190-2589 (799 amino acids)
Biological process (GO): regulation of transcription by RNA polymerase II; G2/M transition of mitotic cell cycle; regulation of cell population proliferation
Cellular component (GO): nucleus
Molecular function (GO): RNA polymerase II transcription regulatory region sequence-specific DNA binding; DNA-binding transcription factor activity
Source: RefSeq, a predicted model, not a curated record